Messenger RNA from Closterium sp. NIES-67, 298 nucleotides. The record is from the annotation of a GenBank genome assembly. Lineage: Eukaryota; Viridiplantae; Streptophyta; Zygnematophyceae; Desmidiales; Closteriaceae.
GACCGAGGUAUGCUUCUAGAGGGGAGGGGGAAUCGAGUUCGAGGGGGAAAGGGGGAGGGAAUCAAAACCGAGGGAAGGGGUGAAGCGAAAUGGAGGGGAGGGGGGGGGGGGAAGGGAGGGGGGAACGAAACGGAGGGGAGGGGGGGUGGGGGUUCGAAACGGAGGGGAGGCGUGGAAGCGAAACGGAGGGGAGGGGGGAAGCGAAACGGAGGGGGAGGGGGGGGGGGGGGGGUGGGGGUGGGGGGUGGGUUUGAAAAUUGAGGGGGGGGGGAGAGGAUCGCGCCCCGGUUGAUCGAUC